AUGGCGCUUCCACCAAAGAUCCUGAUUGUGGGUGGAGGAGUGUUUGGAUUAUCAACCGCUCUGUCCCUAACCCAACGACACCCAGAAUCGCAAAUCACACUGGUGGAAGCGUCACCCACGAUCCCUAACCCGUACGGCUCCUCCGUCGACACCUCGCGUAUCGUGCGAGCAGACUACGCCAGCGCAGCCUACUCCAGACUAGCCGCGGCCGCCAUCGAGCGCUGGCGCAACACAGCCUGGGGCCAGGAGGGCCGGUACACGCAGAAUGGACUUCUGCUCGUGUAUCCAGACGACAGCACUAGCGCCAGUGCGCGCGAGUAUGCACGGAAGAGCUACAACAAUGUCAAGCGGAUUGAGGGGAAGAAUGUCGAGUUCCUGCCCUCCAAAGCGGACGUGCUCAGAGUCGUCCCUGCGUAUGGCAACGAGCUAGAUGUUGCCGGUGGGUAUGUGAAUUGGGGGUCUGGGUGGUCUGACGCUGCGGCUGGCGUGCGGUUUGCGCGGAAGCAGCUCGAGGGAACGAAAGUGGUGUUCAAAACGGGCGAUGUGCAACGCGUGCUAUACGACUCUACCUCCAAUGCGACGACCGGGGUAGCUUUGUCCGACGGCUCGAUCAUCUCCGCCGACUUGGUGAUUCUCGCAACAGGCGCCUGGACACCCAAGCUAGUCGACUUGCGCGGCCGGGCCGUGGCGACCGGCCAGGCGAUUGCGUACAUGCGCAUCUCGGACCAGGAGCAGCGCGCGCUCGAGAAUCUGCCUACGAUCCUCAACUUCGCAACGGGGAUCUUCAUCAUCCCGCCCCGAGACAAUCUGCUCAAGAUCGCGCGCCACGCCUAUGGAUACCGGAAUCCGACGACGGUGUCGCUGGGCAAUGAGACUGUGCAAGUCAGUCUGCCGGAGAAGGAUGUGCCCGUCCCGGCUGAAGGACAGGAAGCGUUCCGGGAUGCGCUGAAGCAGCUUCUGCCGCGGUUUGCGGAUCGGCCGUUUAGCGAUACGCGGAUCUGUUGGUAUACCGAUACACCGAAGGGCGACUUCAUCAUCUCGUAUCAUCCUGCGCACAAGGGUCUCUUCCUCGCGACUGGCGGCAGCGGGCACGGAUAUAAGUUCCUUCCUGUGCUGGGAGAUAAGAUUGUUGAUGCGCUGGAGGGUAGGCUGGAGCCUGAAUUGCAGGCAUUGUGGGAUUGGAAUGCGACGACGCCGGGAGCGCACGACAUCUUCGAUGGAGAUGGGAGCCGGUCUGGUGAGAGGAACUCGAAUCUCAAGGAAGAAUUGGCCAAGACGAAGAAAGCUGGUAGGGGGAGUGCUCUGUAG
This is a messenger RNA of Penicillium lagena, 1308 nucleotides long. Its product is annotated as NAD(P)/FAD-dependent oxidoreductase. The coding region runs from base 1 to 1308 and encodes 435 amino acids. The transcript has 3 exons. Gene Ontology annotation, molecular function: flavin adenine dinucleotide binding; proline dehydrogenase activity; sarcosine oxidase activity. The record is from RefSeq and is a predicted model, not a curated record. Lineage: Eukaryota; Fungi; Ascomycota; Eurotiomycetes; Eurotiales; Aspergillaceae.